UCAUGCUUAUAAUUGAAAAAUAUUUUUUCUCAAAUUUGAAUAUGUAGCUAGUCGAUUACAUUCUUUUAUAUCGUUUUAAUUGUUUAUUUACUUAUGCGUCCACGCGUAAAUACUAAUGAGCAAAUAUCUGUCUCUAGUGAGAUUUAUUUGAAAGCAAGCAUCGAUUAUAAAACAAUGUUUACUGUUAUUUCCACCGUUGAAGAUAACGCGUAUAUGGCAAAAGGCCGGUUUCGAAGAUAGUGCGGGCGAAUGGAUAAGAAAGCUGAGGAGGUGAUACGACGGAUUCUCUUGAGCGAUGAUUGAUCACUUGUCUGAUUAUAUAUUGACGCAUUUACCUACGCCUGCGCAGCAUAUGUGUACGUAUGAUACCUGAGUCUCAGGUUGAGAAUGAAUGAGUCAACCUUGUUACGAAUAGCCACGUGCGAUUAUAAACGUAUCUGAUGAUAUUCAAAACGAAUGUGAACGUACUGCAAAGCGCAAAAUUUAUGCGAUGUCUGUGUACUUAAAGCUACGUUUCUUGCCUCACACAUUUCUUUCCAAAAAGGGUCUCGACUGCCUCUUUUCUGUAUCCGCUGAACAGACAGUUCAGUGCUGCCCGGUUUACUUGAUGAGAUCGGAGAAUAGUAAUCUCUCCAGAAAUAUAAUUGCCUUUUUAGAAUCUGAUCCAAAUCUGGAUUAUGAAGAUUCGAAGAUAUGUAAAAAAAACUUGUUGAGAAACUUCAGGAAGCGAUUCCAAGAAACUUUCGAGAGAGAAAAUCGCCAACCGUAACAACUUUAACUGCUGCAAGAAAGCACUCAACGUCAAGGAUCCAAGAUGAGAAGGAUGAAGUUUAACGGCAUUUGCACAAAACACUCGGGACAAGAAACUGUGUUUCAUCAACAAAUCCGCACAUGGCCGAAUUCGAUAAGUCUUCGAUAUGGUCGUCCCUCCGGAUCAUAAGCUCCACGAGGUAAUUCAAGUAUCGGGGCUGAUACUUUCAGAUGAUAUUAGACGACAAAAGAUCGAGAACCAUGUGGCGAAGAUGCGAUUUUCCGCGGCGACUGCCAGGAAGAUCCAGGACGUCUUCAUUUCGGAAAUGAACAAGGGAAUCCACCAGCAACCAUCUUCGCUGCAGAUGGAGAACACCUAUAUACCGGAACUGCUCGAUGGAACAGAGGAAGGUCUGUACUUGGCGCUCGACCUCGGUGGCACCAACUUCCGCGUGCUCCUGCUGGAAUUGGCCCAUGGUGCUCCUGUUCGACAAGAGGUGAAGCGAUAUUACAUCGGAUCCGAGUUAAGGGUUGGCUCAGCGAUCCCUCUGUUUGACUAUCUGGCUGAGUGUGUCAGUGAUUUCGUCAUAGCUCAGGGCCUUCAGGACAUAGAGCUUCCUCUCGGCUUCACGUUUUCGUUUCCAAUGGUGCAACACUCGCUGGACGUCGGUAUCCUGGUAACGUGGACUAAAAGUUUCAAUUGUCCCGAUGCCGUGAACAAGGACGCCGUGAGACUCCUACGGGAGGCCCUGGAUCGGCGAGACGAUACGAAGGUAAAGGUCGUGGCGGUGUUGAACGAUACCACGGGUACUCUGGUGCAGGGUUCGACGUUGGAUCACAAUACGGCGAUUGGACUUAUCCUAGGAACCGGCAGCAAUGCUUGCUACCUCGAACGUGCGGAUAGGGUUGAACAUUGGGAGACUGAAAGACACGGCGAGAGACAAGUCAUCAUCGAUAUCGAGUGGGGCGCUUUUGGCGACAACGGCGUUUUAGACUUUAUCAAGACGGAUUUUGACCGCGAGAACGACGCCAAUUCCCUUAUCGUGAAUUCGUUUACAUUUGAAAAGUACAUUGCCGGCAAAUAUCUCGGUGAGGUGGUGCGCGUGAUACUUGCGAGGUUGACCAAAGAGGGGCUUUUGUUUGUAGGAGAAAACGCACCACAGAGCCUUCUAACACCCGGCAGUCUUACCACCGACCUGGUGUCGCACAUUGAACAGGACUCAGUGGACGGCGGUGACGGCAACACGAAGGAGGUUCUUGGAAAGUUUGGUAUCGUUCCGGACCAGGAUGACAUCAGGAUCGUCCAAUACGUGUGCGCGGUAGCUUCCAAUCGCGCCGCUCUUCUCGUCUCGAUAUGUCUCGCGAGUCUGCUAGACCGCAUCGACAGGGAACAAGUAACGAUUGCCGUGGACGGUUCCCUGUACAAGCAUCAUCCUCGAUUAGAGGGCUGGAUGACAAAAUAUAUCUCGCUUCUCGCUCCGGGACGGAAGUUCAAGUUGAUCCACGCGGAAGAUGGAAGCGGCAAGGGUGCCGCGCUGGUCUCCGCAAUCGCUCAGAGACUUCAGAAGCGAUUGCAAUAAGUGUAAAUGCACGAUUUAGCUAGAGCGUCCUCUUGUCGCCGCAGUCGUUGGUACAACACCAUGCGAAUCGUCGAUAGCCAUAGAAACAUCUUGCCAGCAGAUCCUACGUCGACAUCGUCGUAGCUUUCCGCUAGUAUCUGUGAAUAUUACCUGUAAUGCCUUGAAUUCUCCCCAUCCCUCUGAAUUACUCGUCUUUCAAUCGAAAUUUAGGUAUCCUCGGAAUGACAUUAGACUUGUAUCGCUCUCGAUGAAACGAAGUGACAAAAAAAUAGAAGAGUUACAUAUUAAUAUUAUAAAAUUGUGAUUGACCGAACGAAAGCGCGCGUGCGUGUAUCAGUUUAGGGAAAUAAACGUACGCUGGUCAAGUGCAAAGGGGAAUCGUGAGAGACUAUCGAUUAUCGAGGGAGCAAAUUAAAAAUGGACGAAGAUACUAUUUAUUAAAUAAAACUGCAAUGUGAGAGUGCAAUACGUUUGCAAAGUUAAAAAUCAUUGCGUCUUGUAAAUGUUUGGGAACGUUCCUUUUUGUACGAGAGAGAAAAACUCGCAGUUGUUACAAUAAAAGAUUAGAAAAACAUUGAUUUAUUUUAAUAAAGCGUUGUGUUUAUAUUGGCUA
Molecule: messenger RNA, 2943 nt
Organism: Ooceraea biroi (clonal raider ant)
Lineage: Eukaryota; Metazoa; Arthropoda; Insecta; Hymenoptera; Formicidae
Product: hexokinase-2
Biological process (GO): glucose 6-phosphate metabolic process; glucose metabolic process; glycolytic process
Cellular component (GO): cytosol; mitochondrion
Molecular function (GO): fructokinase activity; ATP binding; D-glucose binding
Source: RefSeq, a predicted model, not a curated record